Messenger RNA from Botrytis porri, 2203 nucleotides. RefSeq lists its product as uncharacterized. The record is from RefSeq and is a predicted model, not a curated record. The transcript has a single exon. Lineage: Eukaryota; Fungi; Ascomycota; Leotiomycetes; Helotiales; Sclerotiniaceae. The coding region runs from base 713 to 2203 and encodes 496 amino acids.
AGCUUUCACACUUCACUAGAUACCACCGGUGAUACUUAUUACUAGAUACUUCUUAUUUUAUUUCAUUCUUCACUAUAUGCCUCGGCUUGCCACUUGUUACUCUAUGUAAAUUACUAUCAACCAAUCAUUUCAUUCUAUUUUCUCUUCUCUUUUCUUCUCUCCUCUCCUCUCUUCUAUCCUUCACCGCAAACAAGCACCUCCAACCACCACAACCAUACACCCACUCAACCACUCACACUCAACCACUCACACUCAACCACUCACACUCAACCACUCACACUCACACUCAACUCCCACGACCACUCCUGCUACACCACUUAUUAUCUUUCUGCUUACACUACUACACUUAUCUAGUAAUCAUCGACCAAUAAAUGCAUCUGCCCUUCCUUCUCUUCCAAUUCCUUCACCGCACAUAAGCCACUUCGAGCUCCAAAACCCUUUGGACCUCAGUUUGACUGGUUCUGAUAAAAAAAGAACCAUAGGGAGCUCGCCACGAAAACUCCAUAAGGUCGAGAAAGGUAUUGACAACACAACGUUUCAAUCUCUUAUAUUACCAUCUCACAUGUUCUUACGAGUAAAAAGCCCAUGUAAUGCAGCAAUUGCUUCUUUCUAUCUACUUCUCCCAAGACUGGUAAUACUUGCGAUUUGAAAUUAAGAACAACAAUGUCUCGUCUUUGUCUUUUCCAAUACCGAGUGAGAGAUUGAGAUUGAGAUGGAAAAGUAUCCACCCACCACCCAUACACAAACCAUGACAACCACUGGAACACCGUUAAUUGUGCGAGAUGCAUCAACCCCUCACAUGCGACCUCGCACCACUUCAAAAUCCUCCUCAAAUCCCCACAACUCAAACUCAAACUCAAACUUCAACCAAAAUGUUUCUCUAAAUUCCAAUUCGAAUUCGAAUGCCGAUACAAAUAACAACAGACGUCAUUCGCUUCCACUUCAUUUCCUUCCACCAAGUUUAUGGACAUCGAAUACUUCAACUGCCAGUCUUGUGGAAUCCGAAGAAGCUGCCCGUGGUGAACAUAUCCUAGACGAAGCCAAGGUUGCAAACCGUCUUGCAGCUCUUCGUUCUCUCAACGGUGCGAAUCGGGCUGAUCAUCGUUAUGCGAAAUCCACUGGAGAAACAUUCAAUCAACCGGUGAUUGUACGGACCUACUCAGGAGCUAUUCGACCUCGCUCUCAACAACGAGAUCCUAUCGCAGCCAAGAAACAGAAUGGAACAACGGGCAUAGCAGCAAACAAAAUGGAUAUGAAAUUUCCGCCAGUGGAAGCUUUCAGCUUCAAGGGAAUUAUGGACGAAAUAAAACAUGGUGUUAGUGAUGAUUUAGAGAGGAUCGCGGAAAUAUGUGCAAGGAGCAAGUAUAGUUUGGCAAAUCAGCAUGAAUUUCAUCACCCCCCUCAUGGAUCUGGAGAUCGCAUACCACAAAUCGGUAUUGUCCCCGCGACAGAUCUAGGUGUACCGACAUUACAAGCCGUUGAACCGGAUGAAGUUUCUCCGAGACAAUUAGCCAGAAGCUCAAGAGGAAGUCGAAGGGGGAAAUCUGCCGCUUAUGGUACACUAGAGACCAUCAUAUCAUCAUCGAGGUCUUCCGAUGAGGACAAGUCCAGAAAGAAGCCAGCCGCUGUUUUGGAAGAUGAGGUUCGCGGAAGAGCAACAAGUAAGGAGAUUGAAGUAUCACCUCCAAGUCUCGAUGUGAUAAUAGACGCUGCGGUCCCAGAAGCCACCUCUGAAAGGAGCCCUACCGCCAAGCACGCCAGGCCAAGAUCUUCCACAUUCGCAUCCAUGAUUAUUGACAAUGCCCAAAGCUUCAGGCAGGAACAUAAACCUCAAGUUUCAUCUCCUACCUUCCUUAUAAGCGAACCCGCUCGACCUCAAACCUCUGGUGCGGACCUUGAACAUAUGCCUGCCCUUGAUGAACUUACUCCUGAUCGACCUUCCACUUUCCAUGAGUUGACAUUACCAAAGCCUACUCUAAUACGCAAUGAGUCAAUAGCUUCCACACUGAGGCCUGAGACCUCGUCGAGAUCGUCUAUACUUGGUAGUUUGAGUUCAUGGCUUCCUUGGAGUAAACCACCUAGUCCAGUGCGAAAUCUUCAAGGCAGGGCGAGAAGCGGAUCGCAUGCAGAAGGAAGUUUGAGAAACUUGUUGAGGUCCACAGAAAUCGCUAGAAGGGGCAAAAAUGUUGAUAGCAUUCCUUAA